Magnolia sinica is the source of this 1612-nucleotide messenger RNA. Its product is annotated as transcriptional regulator STERILE APETALA. Gene Ontology annotation, cellular component: preribosome, large subunit precursor. Gene Ontology annotation, molecular function: protein binding. The record is from RefSeq and is a predicted model, not a curated record. Bases 36 to 1397 code for a protein of 453 amino acids. The transcript has 2 exons. Lineage: Eukaryota; Viridiplantae; Streptophyta; Magnoliopsida; Magnoliales; Magnoliaceae.
CCCCCCCCCCCCCCCCUUCUCUCUCUCUCUCUCUCAUGUCGUCGUCUUCUUCAUCUCGCUCUGCUUCUUCGGAAGAAGAAGAAGAGGAAGGAGGUGGCGAUGGUGGGGUCAGAGAUCCGACGGCUGUCAUUGGCCGGAUCGGGGAACCGUCAUCUUCACGGAUGAGAUCCAGCAACGCCGUCUGGCCGGAGCCUUUCGUCGAAGCUCUGGCGACUCAGGUCGCGAUCGACGCCACCGCCACGAACGGGAGACUCGCCGCCGGCCCGGCGCUCGUCUCCGUCUUCCAGGUCUGUUCUACGUGGCGCGCUGUUUCUCGCUCAGAGCUCUUGUGGCAGAACCUCACCCGUCGGAUCUGGGCCCGCGACCGCCCCCUGCGCGCCACGUGGCGCGAGGAGUACGUCCACCGCCACCGCACCGCCCAAAACUUCCGCUUCCGCCGCGUCGUCCACACGCCGCUCGUCUUCGACGCCUCCCCGUCCGAUCCCGCCGACUCCCUCUCCUGCCGCUGCCUCGCCCUCUCCGACCGCCACGUGGCGUGCGGCUUCCUCGAUGGUUCCGUCCGCCUCUUCGACCUCCGCACCACCCGCCACGUCAGCACCCUCCGCCCCCAGAUACGCGACCAGCUCGGGCGAUUCUCCCGCGCCGUGUCCGGGAUCGUCCUUCAUGGCCCCCGCGUCGUCUUCGCCUCCCUCGACGGCGACGUCCACGUGGCGAACAUCCGCGACCCCGCCCCGCGCCGGGCCCACUUCGGCGACGUGGUCAACGACGGUGCCCUAGUUAACUUCACCGGCUGUAGCCGGUGGUGGGUCGGGCUGUACGCGGGCGUCCCUGGCCGCGCCUUCCACGUGUGGGACAGCCGCACGGAGGAGCUGGUCUUCGUGGGGGGGUCGCUGACCGAUCCCGACGCAGUGCAGGGCUGGCACCUACUCACUGAGAUGACCGAGUCAGUUGGCCGAGUCAGGGUCUCGAGUCGGGACACUGGCGUGGCCUGCACCGGGCGCAGGGUCAUGGUCUUCGACCUUAGGAAUCAAGGGCUUGUGCUGGGGGAGGAGGAAUUCGAGCAGGGGGUCAUUGUCGACUCGGUUGACGUUAGCAACAAUCUGUUCCUGGUCAUCGAUAACACGGGCCAGGCUAGGGUACGCCAGGUGCGCACCUUCGAGCAGGUGUGCCAGUUCGGGAUCAGGGGCGCCGGGCGUGUCCUUGGGUGUAUGAACGGUGGAUAUGCGUUCGUGUACGCCGGGGGCACGAUCAGGGCGUGGGACAUCGAGAGGGGCCAGCUGCUGUACAGACUGAGGGAGCGGAUCGGCGAUGCGGUCGAUCUGGUUGCCGAUGAGGAGCACGUUGCUGGGUGCUCCAGCGACACAGGGAUACAUCUAUGGCGCUUCUCCGCAGUCUGAUGAAGGGGCCGGCGCUAAAGUGCGCCGGCUUUAUGUGGGGGUUGUGCAUAAGUGGGGGCAAGGGUGUGAGACCGGUAUAGUUGCUGACCUUUAACAUACGCAUGUGGGUAUUGUGCGCACCCGAUUUUGGGUUCUUAACUGGUUUGGGAUGGGUGUGUCACAGGGGUGUUGUAAGAAUGGAAAUUUUUUUUUUGGCCAAAAGCUCAUUCUUGUUA